Molecule: messenger RNA, 1170 nt
Organism: Salvelinus namaycush (lake trout)
Lineage: Eukaryota; Metazoa; Chordata; Actinopteri; Salmoniformes; Salmonidae
Product: LIM/homeobox protein Lhx4-like
Exons: 6
Coding region: 1-1170 (389 amino acids)
Biological process (GO): neuron differentiation; regulation of transcription by RNA polymerase II
Cellular component (GO): nucleus
Molecular function (GO): RNA polymerase II transcription regulatory region sequence-specific DNA binding; DNA-binding transcription factor activity, RNA polymerase II-specific
Source: RefSeq, a predicted model, not a curated record
AUGAUGCAAAGUGCGGCUGUUCUACCAACAGAGAGUCCUGUGAAGGGUCUACCGGAGAUACUCGGUGUGCCAAUGCAACAAAUCCCCCAGUGUGCGAGCUGUAGUCAACACAUCCUCGACAAGUUCAUCCUGAAGGUGCUGGACCGCCACUGGCACUCCAAGUGCCUCAAGUGCGCCGAUUGUCAAGCGUUGCUGGCAGACAAGUGUUUCUCGCGGGCGGGAAAUGUGUACUGCAAAGAGGACUUUUUCAAGCGGUUUGGAACAAAGUGUGCGUCAUGCCAACAGGGGAUACCGCCGACCCAGGUGGUGCGGAAGGCCCAGGACUUUGUGUACCACCUGCACUGCUUCGCCUGUGUCAUGUGCAGCCGGCAGCUGGCCACUGGGGAUGAGUUCUACCUCAUGGAAGAUGGCAGGCUGGUGUGCAAGGAGGACUACGAGACGGCCAAACAGAAUGAUGAUUCAGAGGCAGGUGCAAAGCGACCACGAACCACCAUCACAGCCAAACAGCUGGAGACCCUUAAAAUCGCCUACAAGAACUCUCCCAAGCCAGCGCGCCACGUCCGCGAGCAGCUCUCCUCAGAGACGGGGCUGGACAUGAGAGUAGUGCAGGUGUGGUUUCAGAAUCGUCGUGCAAAAGAGAAGCGUCUGAAGAAGGACGCAGGGCGGCACCGCUGGGGUCAGUUUUACAAAAGCGUCAAACGUAACCGAGGGGGCAACAAAGUGGAGAAGGAGAGUUCAGCAGACGAUGCGGGACUGAGCGACAGUGAGCUCAGCUUCAGAGACGACCAGAUCCUGUCAGACCUGGGCCACACCAACGGUCUAUAUGGGAGUGUGGGCGACGUGGCCAACGGAGGCUUGUUGAACGGAGGCUUCUCUCUGGACGCUGCUGGACAACCCUAUCAUGACAUUCAGCCGGGCAGUCCCUACGGCCUCCCCCAGUCGCCGUCGUCCAUCGCCUCGCUGUCCGGCCACACCCCGCUGCUCAACAACCUGGGCUUCACCAUGGACAGCAUCAUGAUCCAGGGGGGGCAGGGUGGCGUGGGACAGGCUCUCAGGGCCAUGGCAGGAGGCCCCACCUCUGACCUCUCCACAGGGAGCAGCACGGGCUACCCAGACUUCCCCACCAGCCCUGCCUCAUGGUUGGACGAGAUGGACCACUCCCAGUUCUGA